AUAAAGGGCUUGCGUGUUGCUUGGUCCGGUCACAUAUGUGAAGCACAAAGCGCGAAUCGACAUCCACUCGACGCGCACGCUUCGCUUUUUCCCCAACGGAUCUCGUUCCCCAGUCUUAAAAUGGCCUAUUUCAAAUGGACUCUUUGCGCUUUUGUAUUAGCUGUUCUAUGCCUGUCAACAAAUUAUGUUGCAGGUGAAAAAAACGAGGAAAAAUCCGAAAAGUCAACGCUACUUCAAGAAUUGAGCAAAAAGGACUUUGACAAAGAGUUGGCGGCAGACGAAGCAAUCGUCUUGGAACUUUUGAAAGAGAAAGCUGAUGAUCUGGAUGAAGAAUCUUUACUUGAUCUCUUGGCUCCGCGCGGCGGCCGUGACGCCCCUAGGGGAGGACGAUCUCUUUUAGACGCCCCACGAGGUGGUAGAUCCUUACUGGACCUUCUUGCAGCCCCUCGAGGGGGGAGGGAUGCGCCUCGUGGUGGACGUUCCUUAACCGAGCUACUAAAUGCACCGAGGGGAGGACGAUCUCUAGCCGAUUUACUCGACGCACCCAGGGGAGGACGAUCUCUAGCCGAAUUACUCGACGCACCCAGGGGUGGGAGGUCCAUUGAGGCACCAAGAGGCGGCAGGUCCCUUGCCGAGUUACUGGAGGCCCCUCGCGGCGGCAGGUCCCUUAUUGAGCUUCUGGAAGCCCCUCGCGGUGGAAGAUCCGUAGAGGCCCCUCGGGGAGGACGCUCCAUCCUUGAACUGCUGACGGCACCACGCGGAGGUCGCUCUGCGCCAAGAGGCGGACGGUCUGCUGAGAAGUCGGACGCCAUUCACAAGGAGAAGAAGGCACCGCGCGGUGGCAGGAAGCGGAGGUCCCUCCCAGAGGAAGAGAUGGACGGCCCCCGCGGAGGAAGGUCUGCAGUGAGUGGUCGGUCGUCCGAAGAUGGCCCAAGAGGCGGACGGGCAGUUUACGGUCCCCGCGGGGGUCGCUCGUUUGAUGGGUCUCGAGGAGGGAGGUCCUAUGACGGCCCACGUGGAGGACGCUCCAUGGAAAAUGGUCCCCGUGGUGGCAGAGCCACUGAAUUUGGUCCCCGAGGUGGACGGUCGUAUGAGGGCUCCAGGGGAGGACGUGAGAUUGAUGGGCCACGUGGUGGCAGAAGCUUCAAGGAAGGUCCACGAGGAGGAAGGGCUGUCGAAGGACCACGCGGAGGAAGGGACCUCUACGAGGAGGGACCCCGUGGUGGAAGGGAGGUUUACCUAGAAGGACCACGCGGAGGAAGGGACCUCGUCCUAGAAGGACCACGCGGAGGAAGGGACCUCUACGAAGAGGGACCCCGUGGUGGAAGGGAAGUUAACCUGGAAGGACCGCGGGGGGGAAGAGACUUGUAUGAAGAAGGGCCUAGAGGUGGGAGAAGCUAUGAUGGCCCCCGUGGAGGGCGUAGUGCAGUUUACGGUCCUCGAGGCGGAAGAGACGCAAAUGAUGGACCUAGGGGCGGAAGAGACGCAAAUGAUGGACCUAGGGGCGGAAGAGACGCAAAUGAUGGGCCUAGGGGCGGAAGAGACGCAAAUGAAGGACCUAGGGGCGGAAGAGAUGCAAAUGAUGGACCUAGGGGCGGAAGAGAUGCAAAUAAAGGACCAAGGGGAGGAAGGAACACAAACGCCGUGGGAGCACAACAAGCAGACGCUAGGCAGGGACAGAGAGGAGGGCGAAGUACCGGAAUGGGCCCCCGCGGUGGGAGAAGCGUUAGCAGCGAAAAGGACAACAGACAUUAAUAAGAACCUGAAAGAAAUGAAUUAUAAGAUGCAAGAAGUGUUGUAAAAUCCUGGGGUUUACAAGAAAAUGUAAACAAGCAGGACAUGUUUUACAAUAUUUUAGCGGUAACAAAUUCAAAGAAUAUACAGUAGAUAUCAGAUCGUUAUUUUAUUGUAAAGGAGAUAACAAAUUGCAGUACAAAGAACACUGAUUUCUUCACAUGCAUGCACAGUUUUGGAUUAGUGAAUUAUAAUUUCUUGAAUCCAAAUAGAUGAUAGUCAUGUGGGCACAUUUCGACAGUAUUUGGGCUGGGUAAGGGCUCAGCUUCUCAACAUCCGCGUCAGAAUAUGUGUAGUUAUGUAUAAUUAUGAUGCAAGUGAUGCCAAUAAAGAAUAUAUGUCCCACUAAA
Molecule: messenger RNA, 2144 nt
Organism: Nematostella vectensis (starlet sea anemone)
Lineage: Eukaryota; Metazoa; Cnidaria; Anthozoa; Actiniaria; Edwardsiidae
Product: collagen alpha-1(II) chain
Exons: 2
Coding region: 121-1755 (544 amino acids)
Source: RefSeq, a predicted model, not a curated record